AUGGCAAAAAUAUUACCAGACGAAAGCUUCAGAGAUAUCUUUCUCCAAGGCACGACCUCAGUUUCAUAUUCAAAUUUCACAACAAACAAAGUUAAUACAGCAAGGCAGAAUCCUUGGACCUUGAUUUUUCAAUUUCUCUAUAAACAGUUUCAGCUCUUCCCGAACAUUUGAUUUUUAUUUAUCUCUAUCUUGGAAAUUCUUGAUUCUUCUCAUGGAUGAGGCACAGUGCUUGUUUUCAGUCUUAUUUUGUCAAUAAAUUUUGCAAAAGAUGUUUACAGGUUUUAUUGGCAUUAUACAAAUGACUGAAAAGUAAAUCAUAGGAUAGUCUCCGUUUGAAAUGGCUCAGACUUUGUGGAAAAAUAUUGGGAAGACCUUAUGGUAGGCGAAAUCAUUUUAUUGAGAGAUAGCGACAUUGCACCAGCUGAUAUUCUCAUUCUUGGAUGUGGAAAUCCAGAAGGGGAAUGCUACGUUGAUACCUUUGAAGUUUUAGGUGAGCGCAAUUUGAGGGUAAAAAGAUCAAUUAAAAGUAUUCAAGCUAUAAUAAUUUCUCUUGAAAUGACUGAAGCUGCACAAUAUUUAAAGAAAUUAGAUGAAAUUAUUAAAGUAUCACAUCCGAGGAAGAAUUAUAAGAAAUUUAAAGGGAAAAUAAACAUUCGAUCACCCAAGCCAGACUUGAUUUCAUAUAAAAAUUAUAUUAUGAGAGGGGAAAUGAUAGUAAACUCCUCAUGAAUUUUUGCAAUUGUUAUAUACACAGGGACUGAAUGCAAAAUCUAUAUGAAUACAGUCGCAAAGCCAAAGCUGUCAAAAUUUGAUAAAAAAUUAAACAUCGUGGCUUUAUGGCUUCUUUUUAUUAUUGCUUUAUUGGUGCUUAUUCAAAUGCUAGUUGGUGUUUAUAAAGGAAAUCAAUUUUCAAACCCCACUUCUAUUUUAUUUAUAAACGCUGUCCUUAUUGUCCACCAAAUAGUUCCUACAGAAUUAUUCUUAUGUAUCGAGCUUAUUAGGAUUAUUCAAGCUUGAUUUAUCCAAAGAAAAUACCAGGGGAUUGAAUUCAAAACAGGCAGUAUGAGUGAAGACUUGGGCCAAGCUGAAUAUAUUUUAGUUGAUAAGACUGGGACUUUGACUAAAAACCAGCUGUCAGUUCAAGUCUGUAUUAUUGGUGAAGAAUUUUACUGAAAAGACCAAUGUGAAGAAACUGAUUAUUUAUAUGAAGGAAUGUCACCUAAGAGCGGAUCGAGACUUGUCCCACCAGGCUCAAGUGACCCGCGCAGAGAACGAUUCAAAUCUGAAAUGCAGACUUUUUCACAGCUGAGGCUAGAAUUAGCACAUCAUGGCUUGUGCAGCGAGCAAAUGAAGAAUUUUGCCUUGUGCAUGGUUUUGUGUAAUUAUGCUUAUCCUAUUUCUGAGUCUGAUUUUACAGCAAUUUUAGAAGAUGACAGGGUGUUAGUGAAAUGUGCUCAAAAUUUAGGCUUAAAUAUGAUUUUGAGGACACAGUCUACCAUUGUGAUUGAUGUAAAUGGAGUUCCUAACACUUUUAAAAUUCUUGGAGCGCUGCCUUAUUCCCCUGGGCAGAAAAAGACAAUGAUCUUGGUGAGCAAUUCAAAUGUUUCUGGGUCUUUAUUAUUUGUAAAAGGUGAAAAAGACGAAAUGCUUGAUUUAUUUGACUUAAGCAAUGAAAUAAAAUUUACAAUAGAAGAAAACACAUUAUCCAGAAGCCUUAUUGGCAUGAGGACAAUUAUCUUUGGCUGUAAAGUCUUAUCUGACCAAAAAACUGAGGAGUUUAUCAGUGACUAUAAAAAUGCAAGAUUAUCACCUAUUAAUAAACUGGGGAGAAUUGAAACAGUUUUUGAAAAAUACCAAAAUAAUUUAAACUAUUUAGGAAUUGUUGGCCUUGAAGAUAUUGUCGCAGAAAGCACCCAAGACACUGUCCGCCUACUAACAAGAGCAGGAAUCAAGUUUUGGAUUCUAUCAGGGGAUACUGAAGAAAGUACUUUAAGGGCAGGAGUAAGAUCUGCUAUGUUUGAAGAGAACGUCAGAAUUAUCAGGAUGACUGAUUUUAUAUCAGAAUCAGAGUGUAUAGAAGUCAUGAUCAAUCAUAUACAAAACUGCAUUUUUCAUGAUGAAUUAUCCUCAGGAGAUUUAAGUGACGCUUCUUUGCUUGAUCAUGAUAACGAAACUUUAAAUAACCGUGAGCGAAUCCGAUCUGAGCCUUUAAUAAUUGGCACAAAAGAUGAACAAAAAUCAGUCCACAGCACAAGUGACCAUAAUUCAAGCAAAAUUAAAGAACAAGAACAUGACCACCAUGGAUUCCGUGGAGUGAUGCUCCCAUUAAUUUCAAAAAGUGCUGAUAUAAAGAUGAGCAUUUCCCUUACAAAAAAAUUUAAUUAUAAAGCUGUCUAUUUUGUGCUGUCAAUUGAUAGUGAAAGUCUAGAAUUUGCCUUAAAAUCUGAAGAAAGCAGAAGGUACUUUGUAUGUUUGCUUUUUGCAGCGCAGUCUGUAUUUUUUCACUCAAUUUUGCCACAUCAAAAGAGAAAAAUCGUUCAAUUGCUGAAAAACUGUUUUCGAUUUAAGCCUACUGUAAUAGCGGUAGGAGACGGAAGCGAUGAUGUAGGGAUGCUCCAAGAAGCUCAUAUAAGCAUUUCUUUAAGGAGAAGUGAUGUGACUGAUGCAGAAAACGCAAGCGAAAUAGUGAUUGAUGAGUUUGCUCAGCUUCGAGAGCUGGUUUUGUAUGAAGGGCAUAACUGCUAUUUUAGGCUGUCAAAAGUUAUAUUAGGAAGUCUUUAUGCGAAAUUUUUUAUGGCUUUUAUUCAAUUUUUUUAUAAUGUCGUUUAUAGCUACUCAGGGAUAAAUGUUUUUGGAUUUGAAUUAGAGCUGGUUUAUGAGCUGAUAGUAACUAUUGUUCCUAUAUUAGGGAUUGGAUUAUUUGAUAGUCAGGUGACAGUUCGAGAAAUAUUGGAAAUUCCUCAAGUUUAUUGUACAGGGAUUUACAAUACUUUGUUAACUGCGAAUAUGCUAGUGAUACUUACUUACUUAUACAUUAAUAGACGUCUGCCGUAUUGUUAACGCAGUCACCAAGGACCCAGUAUUAGGGUUCACCUGCUUUGCGGUAUAGUCUCAACUGGCCAUAGAGACCAGCCAAGGAGACAUACACCUCCUCCUUCCCUCGGAAACCCGCGGCUUAAGUUUUGAGUAGGCGGGCUAUGGAUUUCUGCGGCUACUGCUUGAGUUGACGAGAGUUGGCUUCCGAAAUUCCAAAAAAUGGAAUUUCUGAUCAUCUUUCGGCAAAAAGGGAAAUUCCAAGUUCUGGGACAUAACUCCCAGUUUCACGCUAGGUAGUUGCCCGAAUGGUCUAGGCGUUGCCUGUAGACUCUGCUGGGCUUACCCUUUCCAAACCUGGGCUUCCUUUCCUCUCGAGGAGAAAAUCCAUUCUGGUCGUUGAGCAUGGGCCAGGCUCUGCUCUGCAGAAUUGCUUACCUUGGCAUUGUUGCUCAUUUCCUGAAUGGCAAAACCUUGCCGGAUAUAAUUAAAAUAUGAGUCGAGUAUGUAUGGCCGAGAGGCCAUACCCAGACGAAGACACCAUAUUUUUUAUAUGCUAGUGAUACAUCCAUUUAUGGGAUUUCUCCAUGGAGUUAUACUAAUUUUCGUACUUUGUGGGACUGUUUCCCAAAUUGUGACCUCAGAUGGCUAUACAAUGAGUUAUGAUUUGCUUGGUUUUAUUGGCUAUAUUGUAAUGUAUAUCACUUUUUCGCUUAAUUUGAUACUCAGAACAAACAGUUGAAAUGUCUAUACAAUUGGCUCACAUAUUGUUACUUUAUUAUUAUCACUUCUAUUUCUGCUUUUACUCACAUAUAAUGAAAUUCCUUCAGACGCUUUGAAUGGCAUGACAGAAAUGAUAGGCCAGAGUUCACUCGCCUGAAUGAUUAUAAUAUUUCUUCCAUUAAUCCUAUUAAUGAUUGGUAUUAUAGCUAAGCGCAUUAUAAAUAAAAUCUACCCUGACGAUAUCCGAAAAUUGCAAGAAUUAAAAGAAAAUAACAUUGAGCCAGAUGUAGACUCAAGACUUAAAUUUUAUAAUACAAGAUUAGGAGAUGUGUAUGUGGAAUCACACAGCUGAAAUCAACGAGUAAUUCGUGAUACUUUUGAUAUUAAUAAAUACACUUUAAAGUUUGUAUCAAAAUAUAGAGAAAAAGAAUAUAGCAAGGGUCUAUUUUGGAUCUCAAUAGGCUAAAUAAUACCUAGAGGAUUUGGUUUGAGAGAUAUAAUUUCCCAAGUCAAAUCCACUAGUUGAUUGGGCUUCAUAUAGCCCAUGGCGAUCCAAAAGAGAACUUAGGCUAUACCAAGGAAUCCAAACUGAAUUGAAUUUGGUGUUCUACAGAGUCUUGCUAUUUUUAAAAGCUUGUGGCAUAGGCGCAUAUGUAAUAUAUAGAAUUUGUCAAGAGGAAGGAGAUAUGGAAAAAAAGCAUUAUAUGUUUUUAGUUCUUAUCUCAGAACUUUUAUUUACGCUGAUUUCGUUCACCAAAGUUUUUAGGCACUACAUGAAGAAACUAAUAAUACUGAAUUAUUUAUUCUGCAAUAUCGUCCUAGUCACAGUGUGAUUUGCCACAGUUCCUUCAUCACACCCCGUGUACAUUAUUUUCUAUAUGCUUGGAUUUAGCAUUUUUUGGCUUGAAAUUGUAAUUUGUGGCUUAAUUUUCACGAUGUCGACUUGAAUUUCUAUUUGUUUUUACUUUUACUAUCUUGACUAUGAAAGAGAUGAUAUUAUUCUUGGCUCAUUUGAAUAUAUGAUUUAUUUUUUAGGCAUUUAUUUAGCAUCUGCAUCUGUAGGCUACAUUUUGGAUAAAACUAAACGAUCUGAAUAUAUUAUGGCUCAAAACGUUAGAGUAGAAGUGGAUAAACCUUUAGCUCCCCCAUCAUGAGCAAAAUUUUUUUGAAAUCUUAUUAUAAAAAUUAUGCUUUAAAAUUCAAAUUUUACAGAAUUAAUUUGAGAUUCAUUAUAAUAAAUAUAAUUAAAACAUUUAUAUUAAAAAGUUUUGCUCACUCACGGAAAUUUUAUCCAUGGCCCUACUUUUCAUAGAGGGGAGGUAAGCAUUCUCAAUUUAUUAUUACCUUCAAGUGUUUCUAGAAGGGUCAAAAAUGGGGACAGAUCAUUCGCUGAGGACCAAGGAAUUGUAAGUGUGAUUUUUUGUGACAUGAAUAAUUUUGAUACAAUUGUAGCAAAUUAUUCCCCUCAAGAAUUGACAGCUUUUCUGGACGAAGUGUUUGGGAAAUUUGAUAAAUUAUGCGAGCAAUCUGGUGUAUCUAAAAUAGAGACAGUUGGGAAAACCUAUAUGGCAUGUGCAGGUCUUACUCCCCCCCCCCUCCGUGAGUGAACAAAACCAUUAGAAAAAUCGCCAUUUUUUGACCAAAAACCCACCCUCCGUGAGUGAACAAAAAUGUUUUUAAUACAAAAAAUUUUUAUGGAAAAAAAAUUUGAUAUACAAAUGAUAAUUAGCAUAAUGAAAUCUAGAGCUAAUUCUGUUUAAUUUUUAAACGAAUUGCUUUUUAAAACAUAAAAUUUUACCAAAAAAAUUAAUAUUUGCUUUCCAAUUUUUACAAAUUAGAUUUUUUUAAAUUUCGAAAAAAAAAUAUUUUUUAUAAAAUUUAUAUAUAAAUUUUUUUAAAAAAAACAAAAAUUAACCCCUCCGUGAGUGAACAAAAAUUUUUUUGUUCACUCACGGAGGGGGGGGGAGUUAGCAUUUUUGAGUCAGAAAUGGACCCAAAUCUAACCUGUGUUUCUCAUGCUAGGAGAGCUAUAGAAUUUGGGUUUCUUGUUAUAAAAACUGCCAAAGCUAUUUUUUUGAAGAAUGGCGAAGAAUUAAGCUUUAAAAUUGGGAUAAAUAGCGGCCGCGUAGUCGCUGGAGUUGUAGGAAACCAUAAACCACAAUUUUCUUUGAUAGGAGACACUGUUAACACUUCAAGCAGAAUGUGCUCCACAAGCACUGAGCCGAAUCGCAUACAAAUUUCUAUGAGCACAUAUGAUUUACUUGAUGAAAAUGAUAAACAAGGCUUAAAAUUCAUCCCAAAAGUAGUGUGGGUAAAAGGCAAGGGUGAUAUGAAUACAUUUAUGGUCAGUUUAGAAACCAAAGCAGAUGGGACAAAUUCACUUGAAAACUUCCAAACCCACCAGAGAAAUGCGGCUGUUAAUCAAUCUUCACCUAAUAAUAAUAUACAUACAGCAAAUAUGAGGAGUAUAGGCGAAAAUGGGUCACUAGCACAAAGCGAGGUCCAUAAGCGCAGAACUUCACUUAUUGAUUCGUUAGAUAUCAGAGAAGCAAGAGAACUGUUUGAUAGGUCAAAUACUGAUACAAUAGAAAAUGUUCAGAUUUUUUCUUUUAGAUGCAAUGAGUCUGCGAAAGAAAGGGAAUUCAGACUUGAGGCUAUUGAAAACAAGCUACCUAUGUAUUUUGUCGGGCUUUACAUAGGAAUAAUUGUGUUUAUUUUAUCAAUUAUUUUACAAAUUAUAGCUCUUAUAAUUGACAAAAAAGACUCUGAUAUAUCUUUUAUGGUAAUUUCUGGAGCUGAAGCUUGCAUGUUCGCUUUUAUUUCAUAUUUUUUGAAAUUUUACUACAAAAAGAGGAGAUUUGCUUGGAUUAUGCAGGCGACUUUUAUUUCUGGCCUUGUGCUGAGCAGUACACUAAUGUCAUAUAACGAUCAGGUAUAUAUAGAUAUUCAAUGCAUUUUUGGGAUGUAUUGGAUCUUACUAAUGACUCACACAUCAGAGCUGUUUUUCCAUUGAAUUCUUAUGGUUUCUAUACUUGUUCUUACGCCUUGGGUAAUUUUAGUUUUUAUAUUCCAGGACUCUUUCAACAAAGUUUUCAUUGUUUUCGCCAUAUGGUACAUCAUCACUGCAUUUUAUACUCUCCAUCACAAAGAAAAAUCAAUGAGGACCAGUUACCUUUUAAUCUCAGCUGGAAAAAGCGAAAUAGAAAAAACUGACACCUCCCUUGAUCAGGAAGCAUAUUAUUGAUAAAAAAAAAUAGGUGAAAUUAGCCCUACCUGUUAAAAAGUCAAUUUUGUUUAUAUAAUUAGAAUAUUUUUAUAAUAAUUAAUGCGAAUUUUCUUUAAAAUUUGAGUUUUAAAUCAGAAAAAUAAAAAAAUAUCAUCUCUAUACAACGGGGAGUGAGAGAUUGCUAAAAAAUAUGAUGCCUCCACAUGUAUAUCAAAAUUUAAAAGAAGAAAAAAAUAUCACUGAGCUUAUUAAGGAUGUUACUUUAAUCUAUGCAGAUAUUGUAGGGUUUACAGCUUGGUCUGCAAAUCAUGCCCCUGAAGAAAUCGUUAGAAGGCUAUCAGAUUUAUUUACAAGUUUUGAUAGGAUGUGUGAAGAGCAUCACGUCUAUAAGGUCCAUACAAUUGGAGACUGCUAUGUAGCUAUGGGAUAUAGAGAAAAUAAUAGAAAUCCCCAGAAAGAAUGCAUGAAUAUGGUAAAAUUUGCACACUCUAUGAUUGAGGUUAUUGAAGAGGUUAAUUAUAAGUAUGGGAGCGAGCUAAAUAUGAGAAUUGGCAUGCAUACAGGUGAUGUUAUUGGGACGAUGUUUGGGACAAAUAUUGUGAGAUAUGAUAUUUAUGGGUCUGAUGUGCUGAUCGCGAAUAAAAUGGAAAGCAAUGGAGAAGCAGGGAAAAUUGUUGUAAGUGAUUAGAUUAGAUUAAGAUCUAGCGGGUCUCUGGGAUUAUUUCAGCCCUAACGCAGGUUCGAGUGGCCCUAAUAACCUGGAUUCACGCCAUGCCCUUUUCGUGUAGACUUCACCAAAAAAUGGUAACGUCAGCAGUCUCUAGGGCAGACUCACCUGACCAUGCUGGGGUCAGCUCUAUAAAAGAGGAUUCUCUUAGCUCUGGAGCGCUCAGGACAUGAAGGAAAUGCCACUAUCUCCUUCAGACUACCCUGCCCAAUCGGGCAGAUAAAUUGCUUCCCAGAAGUCCAAGCCUACUUUCCUCCUUUUAAUUUUAGCCUGUGGGAUAAGGAAAAAAUCCUGUCAUGGAGUCCUGGCCAGGCUAAAGCUCUUAAAAAAUAGGAUCGCUUAAAUGAGGCUGGGAUCAAAUCACCAAUCAUUCUGGCCUUUCUCAACUCGCCAUUAAAAAUGUUAUAAGUGAAGAUACUAAAAUACUUAUUGAAACUUAUAAGCCUGGGAAGUACCAAUUCAGCUUUUUAAAAGAAAUUCCGCUACAAUCUCUGGAGAGGACUAUAAAAGCUUUUAUGUUGCUCGAUAUUUCUGGAGAUUUAGACACUUACUUACUUACUUACAUAGUCUUUAAGGUGUCUAGUGCCCACACCCUUAAUAAAAAAGGGUCAAAGCGACAACUAGUGACGUCACCAAGCCAUCUUGGAAUAUGUGGUCAGCCCACACCCAAGCCUUCUAUAAGGCUAGUCGCCAGAUAAAUUGCCGCACAUCUCACCCGGCGCGUUGCCGUCGCUCGCUCCGACUCAGCUCCUGCGCGUGUUCCGCCUAAGGGUCAUCCUCCCGUGGGGACGUGCUGAGAGGUAAAACUCCGAGUGUCUUGAAUGCACUGAGGAGCCGUGCCUUUGGUUAUCCCCAAAGUUAAACGGCUGUUGCUGUGCAGAAGUUCUCAAGAGAAAACCCAAACCCCAUAAAAUAAAAAGGUAUUCGGUUCGAGAGAAAUUGGCUCUGCCAAUUUUCUCUCCCUCAUGGAAUUUUAUUUAUGGAGAUUUAGACACAAGUUUAAGAUUUCAUUAA
Messenger RNA from Blepharisma stoltei, 8723 nucleotides. The record is from the annotation of a GenBank genome assembly. Lineage: Eukaryota; Ciliophora; Heterotrichea; Heterotrichida; Blepharismidae.